GAGCUGGUGAAACAGCCCAAAUUACCCACAAACCCUGAAAAAAUGGACGCUUUAACAUCCAGUCUUGCUGAUGUGAUGGUCUCCACUCUCUUCGAUUUUAUUUCUGAUCGAUUGUCUGCUUCGGAGUUUCUCAACUUUGCCCGGAGAGAGCAGUUUUUCUCCCAACUCAACAAGUGGGAGAACUUUCUGCCCAAAAUCAAUGCACUGCUCCAGGACGCACAACAAAGCCACACCGCCAGUCCUGCCCUCAAACUCUGGCUCUCCGAUUUAAGAGACCUUGCUUACGAUGCUGAAGACAUCAUUGAUGAAAUUAACACCGAGGUCCAGCGCCGGAGAAUACUAGGACACACCCAAUAUGGCACCACGAGGAAGGUACGCUUCAUCUUUCCCCCAUGUUGUGCUGGUUUCAAUUCAAGCGGCAUUAAGUUUAGCGGGCGGCUGGGGGCAGAGAUGGAAGCUAUCACUGCUAGAUUUCAACUGAUUCUUGAGGAAAAGAAUAUUUUGAAUUUGGUGGAGGGAGGUGGCCAAGGGAGAUUGGAGACAAAAAAGGAGAGGCUGCGCUCUACUUCUUCUCUUGUGGAUGAAUCUCGGGUUUUUGGCAGGGAACAGGAUAAACAAGCCAUUCUUGAACAGUUAAUGGAUGGUGAAACUGGUGUGAUUUCAAUUGUCGGAAUGGGUGGUGUGGGCAAAACCACGCUUGCUCAGUUAGUUUACAAUGAUGAUAAAAUUGAGAACUUUUUUGAGUUGAAAGUUUGGGCUUGUGUCUCUACGGAAUUUGAUGUUGUUAGAGUGACUAGGACUCUGCUGCAGGGUGUUUCUUCGGAGAGUCUGCAGCAGGGUGUUUCUUCCGAGAGUCUCAGUUCCAAGGGCUUCGAUUCACUUCAAGUGGAGCUAAAGGAGAAGCUUUCUGGAAAGAAGUUUUUGAUUGUUCUGGAUGAUGUUUGGAAUGAGAACUAUGAGCAAUGGGAUGUUCUGCAAACACCCUUCAUGGCAGGAGCACCUGGGAGUAAAGUACUUGUAACCACUCGAAAUGAAGGGGUUGCGUCCAUCAUGACCACAUUCACAUAUCCGGCAUACCAUUUGCCGGUGUUGUCCAAUGAUGCUUGCUUUUUGUUGUUUGUCACACAUGCCCUUGGUGCCAGUAAUUUUGAUGAACACCCGAAUCUUAAAGAAAUUGGUGAAGAACUAGUGUGCAAGUGCAAAGGCUUACCACUGGCAGCCAAGACUUUGGGUGGGCUUCUGCGUGGUAAACGAAGUUAUCAUGAAUGGGAAGAUUUGUCAAGGAGCAAGAUGUGGGACAUAACAGAAAAAAGGGGUGGCAUCCUUCCUGCUCUGAUGUUGAGCUUCCAUUAUCUUCCUCCCCAUUUGAAACGAUGCUUUGCCUAUUCUGCUAUAUUUCCAAAGGACUAUGAAUUUGACAAGAAUGACUUGGUUCUAUUAUGGAUGGCAGAGGGGUUAAUACAACAAGCAAAGGGAGAAAAACAAAUGCAAGACGUAGGUCUUACGUAUUUUCAUGAUUUAGUUUCAAUGUCUUUUUUCCAACAGUCAAGUAGCAACAAAAAACUGUUUGUUAUGCAUGACCUUAUAAAUGAUCUAGCUCAAUUUGUUGCUGGAGAAAUUUGCCUUCAUUUUGAGGAUACCUGUGAAGACAAGCUGCGUGCAUUUAUUGCAAAGCUUCGUCAUUUGUCAUUCACUCGCCACCAGUAUGAGAUUUCCAAAAGAUUUGAAGCAUUAGAUCCUGUGCACUGUUUACGGACUUUCAUAGCAUUGCCAAUGGAUACAUCAUCUUGGGGAGCAUGCUAUUACAUAAGUAGUGAUGUGUUACAGGAGUUGGUGGCAAAACUAAGAUGCUUAAGGGUGCUAUGUUUGAGUGGAUACUGCAUAGAUGAAAUACCAUAUUCUAUUGGUGAUCUGAAGCAUUUGAGGUACCUUAAUUUGUCUCACAGUACAAUUAAACAGUUACCAGAAUCUGUGGGCAGCCUAUUCAACUUACAAACACUUUUAUUGAGAGGCUGCAGGAACCUUACUAAGCUGCCACAAGGUAUUGAAAAUCUAAUUAACCUUCUUGUCCUUAAUCUUACUGAUACUGAGAAAUUAGUGGAGAUGCCAUUGCGAAUAGGCAAGUUGAUAAAUCUUCAAAUUUUGUCCAAAUUCAGUGUUGCAAAGGACAGUCAGUUUGGCAUUAGAGAAUUGAAGGACUUGUUACAUUUAACAGGGGAGCUUUCCAUCACUGGGUUGGAAAAUGUGGUGCAUGUUCGAGAUGCAGAUGCUAAUCUAAUGGACAAGCGUGGUAUUGAUGGCUUAUAUUUGAAAUGGGGUACUGAGUUCCUUGAUCACCAAAAGGAAGAAGAUGAAAUGCUUGUUCUUGAUAUGCUAAAACCUAGUAAGAAUCUGAAAGAACUUACAAUUUCAUUUUAUGGUGGUACAAGAUUUCCUUCUUGGUUAGGAGAUCCCUCAUUCACUAAGAUUGUGCACAUGAACCUUAAUGACUGCAGUAAAAGUAUGUCACUUCCAUCACUUGGGAGACUGCCAUUAUUGAAGAAGUUGUCCAUCCGAGGAAUGAAUAGAGUCAAGAAGGUGGGUCUUGAGUUUUAUGGUGAAGGUUUGCCUUCUGCUAAGAUGUUUCCAUCCUUGGAAAUUCUGUGGUUUCAGAAGAUGUUAGAAUGGGAAUGUUGGUCUUCUACUCAUAAAGGUGAUGAAUUUCCUUCUCUUCGUGAGCUCAUGAUAAAAGAUUGUCCAAAGCUAACUGGGGACUUACCAAGACAUCUUCCUUCCCUUGUGAAGCUUAUCAUUAGUCACUGCCCAAAGUUGGAGGGUUCACUUGUGAGCCUCCCCUCCCUUCGUGAAUUAAAUAUUGAAGACUGCAACAAGAAGCAACUGAAAAAUAUUGUUCACCUUACUUCCUUAACAACACUAAGAAUCCGAAGUAUUAGGGACCUUGCAUGUCUGCCGCAAGAGAUGCUAGAGUCUCUAAGUGCACUUCAAACCCUUGAUGUAUCCAAUUGCACUGAACUGACAUCUUUGUGGCAGAAGGGUACUGGACUGAAGAACAUUGUUUCUCUUGAGCACCUAAAAAUUAAGGGCUGCUCCAAAUUUGUAUCUCUGAUAGAAAAUGAGCAAGGUCUUCCUGGUGGUUUGGAUGAUAUUGAAUUGAUCAACUGUGGCUACUUGGAGAAACUGACUCUCAAAAGUUUUCAUAUUGAAUCAUGCCCGAAACUUGUAUCCUUUCCUGAGACAGGUUGCUUGUCCACACUUAGACAUCUUAAGUUGAAAGAUUGUGUAGCUCUUAAGAAACUGCCUGAUUGGAAGAUGAUGCUUAAUUGCAGGACUGGUGAUUGUCUUCUUGAAGACUUGGAGAUUGAGGAAUGUCCUUCCCUCACAUACCUUCCAAGAGGCAACAUGCUUACCAGUUUGCAAAGGUUGAAAAUCCGACGUUGUGCAGAUUUGCAGUCUCUACCCGAGGGAAUCAUGCAGAACAAUAAUGACACACACAUGUGGGAUCUUAAGAGCUUGGAGAUUGAUAAUUGUCCAUCUGUAACGUGCUUUCCUGAAGGCAUAUUACCAGUUAGUCUUAAAACACUGAAAAUUUGUGAUUGCUCAAAGCUGGAACCACUUUCAGAGCGGCUGCUGCACAACAAUGCAUCACUUGAAUACAUCUAUAUGCGGAACUAUACAACUCUCAGAAGUUUGCCAGAAUGCCUAUAUAGCCUCACACAUCUGACUGAAUUAAUUAUAAGUAAUUGUCCAGCUUUAAUCUCCUUUCCAGAGCCAGGUCUCUCACCCACUUUGAAAACCUUAGAAAUCUACAGUUGUGCCAAUCUCAAAUCUCUACCUGAGAGGAUGCAAAAUCUUGCCUCUCUUCAAUAUCUAACAGUUUGUGACUGUCCAUGUCUUGUGUCGUUUCCCAAAGAGGGUUUGUCCCCUCAACUAUUGGUACUGGAGGUCUGGGAUUGCAUAAAUUUGAAGCAGUCAAUGGCAGAGUGGAACCUACACUCUCUAGCCUCUCUUAAAGAGCUCAUCAUUGUUGGUGCACCGGAUGCAGCUUCCUUCCCAGAUGGAAAGUGUCUGCUUCCUACAACUCUCACUUCUAUAGUCAUUUCUAAACUCAACAGUCUAGAAUCUCUAUCAGCAGAACUACAAAACCUGACCUCUCUUGAAGAGCUAGAAGUCAGCAAUUGUCCAAAGCUUCAAGAGUUGCCAAGGAAAGGAAUGCCUGCAAAACUUGGAAAACUUUGUAUCAGAAACUGUCAACUUCUACAACAACGCUUAAAGAAGAAUGGAGUAUAUUGGCCGUUGAUAGCCCACAUUCCUUGUAAAGAAAUAAUAGAUGAUUAAAUUCAAAAACGACCCAGCAUUGAACUGUUGCAAGUGAGCAGUUCUUGGUACCAAAUUGUAGGAGACUGGUGGUGAUGGAUUCAAGGAGGAGGAGGAGGAGAACUGGGGAGCCCUUUACCUUUGCUCAGAGCUACUGUAAGAUCAAUGGCUGGACUAUGAAUGUAUCUCAACGUUCAAGAGUUGUGAAGGGAAAGAAUGCCUGCAAAACUUGGAAAACUUUGUAUCGGAAACUGUCAACUGCUACAACAACUCUUAAAGAAGGAGCAUAUUGGCCGUUGAUAGCCCACAUACCUUAGAUAGAAAUAGAAUGAUUAAAUUUAAAAAAGACCCAGCAUCCAAUUGUUGCAAGUGAGCUGUUUUUGGUAUCAAAUUGUAGGAGGCUGGUGGUGAUGGAUUCAAGGAAGAGAACUGAGGAGACCUUUACCUUUGCUCAGAGCUACUAUUUAAACACAUUAUAUCCAUCAAACUUGGUGUUACAGCACACUACAUACAGAGGGAAUAUCAACAAGGUAAAACACAUUUUAGCUUAAACUCUGUUUUAUGGUGCAAACACUUGGGAUUUGCUCAUAAUUAAUUUGGAAAGUGGAUAGUGGCAUCAUGUAAUAACUUUGGUUUGCUAUUGGGUUUCUGCUAAGAGAAAUUAAAGAUUCCAGGCGAGUUGCAUAAUUAAUGUCUAUGUUGCUAUACCCUGCUGAUACCAUUAUACUGUAGAUAUGCUAAACAAGAACUUUGAACUGGACAAGAGGGGAGAUUUGUUUGUGACAGUUGAGAAUGCCAUUGUUGUUAAACUAGGUACAAUCAGUUUCCAGUUUGUAAAUCUCAUCUUAAAUCCUUCAAGUCUCCGUUCACUUCUAGUUAAUGUAACCUUUUGCUUCUCCAGUUUUUCAACGUCUCAUUUGCAUGCUGUUGUUGUUGGCAUUUACCUGUGUGCUGUUUUGUUUGUUGUUGUUGGAAUGCAAAUCUGGAGAAAGUUUGGGGGAAAGAUAUGAUGCAUGUUUGGCAGCUUAAAACUAGAGGACCACUUGUUAGGGAAUGGUUGGCCAUGUAUAAUGCCCAUGGCGUGGAAAGCUGUUGAAAGGAUAAACAUGCCUUUAAUAUUCAGUUCAUGUAUUUGGUAUGAAUAAUAUUUAAUAAUGUAUCUAGAAGAAUGGGAUUCAUGUAUACCAGUUAACUAGGGGAAGAACCAGUGUUUAUGAUUUAUCUAUAAAUAACUUUGUAAAUU
Molecule: messenger RNA, 5557 nt
Organism: Rubroshorea leprosula
Lineage: Eukaryota; Viridiplantae; Streptophyta; Magnoliopsida; Malvales; Dipterocarpaceae
Source: the annotation of a GenBank genome assembly